AUGGAUUCUCCUGAAGCCCACGGAUGUGAGCGCUGUAUCAUUGUGCCAGGCAAUGGCUGCACCAACGCAAGAGAAAGCAACUGGUAUGGUCGUGCGCAAGAGGAACUCAAAAAGAGUGGCCUCUUCAAGGAAGUGAUCCUUGAGAAUAUGCCAGACCCGCACGUUGCGAGUGAGAGUGUCUGGCUUCCGUUUCUGCGCAAGCUUGGGGCCGAUGAGAAUACAGUCCUCAUAGGACAUUCGAGCGGGGCAGAAGCGACCAUGCGGCUACUGGAGACACAAAAGCUUCGAGGGGCAGUAUUGGUUUCUGCUUGUCAUACUGACUUAGGCGAUGAGAACGAGAAGGCAUCGGGAUACUACAAUCGACCCUGGGAAUGGUCAAGGAUUUCCGACAAUGCAGGCUUUCUCCUGCAGUGGCACUCCUUGGACGAUCCCUUCAUCCCGAUCUCCGAGGCCAGACAUGUGGCCGAACACCUUGGCUGCGAGUACAUUGAGCACAAGAAAUCAUCGCAUUUCUUCACGUGGGAUGUCUUUGGUGAAGAACUGAUUGAAAGAUUGAAUGCGAAGUUGGAAUCAGAAAAGGAAGUUGGAGGUGUGCUGGAGCACGAAGCACCUAAGGCACCAGAGGUUUGCCACUGUGACCUGGACGAGGGUCGCGGCAACUGGUGA
Molecule: messenger RNA, 666 nt
Organism: Cladocopium goreaui
Lineage: Eukaryota; Dinophyceae; Suessiales; Symbiodiniaceae
Source: the annotation of a GenBank genome assembly